AUGCCUGUGUAUUCCAGAGUCUUCCACCUCCUGUGGCAUACACAUGUACCUCACAUGAGAGAGGCACGAGAGGCUCUCACUGUCUAUGGUUCAGGUCUCGGUGUCCUCCAUGUUUUCCCUCAAGGAGGGUCCCCGGGCACCUCAACAGGUGUUCCUUGGGAUGCUGACCCCAGCGGAGAGGACCCCCUUCCCUCGCCCGCAAAGGCCGCCGCGCCGUCUCCUCGUGUCAACGGGAGCUUCCCAGAAUCCUUUGCCCAAAGUCCUACCCCUCAUGUGUGCGAGAACCACACUCCUGCCCAUCCCGCCCAUCUCCGCACACGCUUGUGA
Messenger RNA from Podarcis lilfordi (Lilford's wall lizard), 327 nucleotides. Lineage: Eukaryota; Metazoa; Chordata; Lepidosauria; Squamata; Lacertidae. The record is from the annotation of a GenBank genome assembly.